UCCACCUCCUCCUCCUCCUCUUCCUCUUAUUUCUCACCGACCGCAUCCCCUCCACCACCUGCCACAGCAGCGACGCAGCGAUGGAGAGCUGCUGCGAAUUCAUUUAAAGCCCACGGAAGAGGACCUGAGGAUUGAGAGACUGAAAGAGAAAGAGCGAGAGAUACAGGCUGAGGUGAAGACAGACACAGAGGUAGACAUAGAGGAAGAGAGAGGAAGAGAGAGAGAGAGAGAGAGAGAGAGAGAGAGAGAAAAGGCAGAGUGACAAGCAGGAACACAGAAACAUAUGGUUUGUCUGAUGAGCGGCUGUUUCUGAGGAGGACCCGGGCUAAAACUUAUCCAACCACGGCGAUCGGCUGCGAGGCACAUUUUGAUUCGUCCAUCUCAUUUUUGGACACUUCUUUGCCUUACAUACAUAUAUAUUUUGCGUGCUCUCACCUGUGCGAGGCUGUGGCUGAUCAAACACCUCAGAUUAGUUUGUGCGCGGCUGGAUUGCGGCUGUUGUAACCUCCCUGUACGCGCACACAUCCACACGCACACGGAUCAUCACAAGACGCGGCGCAGCCCUACAAAAGCUUCUUGCGAGGAGGAAAUUGAAUUAGACAAGUUCUAUCCCCACAGCACAGGAGGAGGACAAGAGUGGCUGGCUCUCGGCUCUCCCUUCAUUUGUUCACCGGCUCAUCGUGCCUCCUGCGGGCCCACCAGGAGUCUCUUAUACCCCCUCUCCUCUCCUCUCCUCUCCUCUCCUUCUCCCCCCCCCCUUCCCCUACACCGGUAACCAUGUCUGGACAGACUGUGACCAUCCCGGACGACCGGGCAUUUGCCAGCUUCAAGGCGGAGUGUCUGUGCGAGGAGGGCUGGAGUAUGAACUACAGCAAAGGGGGCAUCACAGUGUGGAGCCAGGGUCUGGAGGAGGGGAAGUCCGUCCACAAAAUUAAGUGUCAGAUGGUGUGUAAGGACGUGUCAGCUGAAACCAUGUACGACGUUCUCCAUGACAUUGAAUACAGAAGGAAAUGGGACACAAACGUCAUUGAGACCUUCGACAUCGGGAAACUUACGGUCAACGCCGAUGUCGGUUACUACUCAUGGAGGUGUCCAAAACCUCUUCGGAACCGCGAUGUCAUCACACUUCGCUCUUGGCUGCCAAUAGGGAAAGAUUACAUCAUCAUGAACUACUCUGUCAAACAUGCCAAAUACCCUCCUAAAAAGGACAUGGUGAGAGCUGUGUCUAUUCAGACUGGCUACAUGAUCCAGUGCCAGGGACCCAACCGUUGUAUCCUCACUUACAUGGCCCAGGUAGAUCCCCGAGGUUCGUUACCCAAGUGGGUUGUCAACAGGUCUUCACACCUCCUCGCUCCUCGUGCAAUGAAGAAGAUCAACAAAGCCUGUUUGAAGUAUUCAGAGUGGAAGCAGAGACACAACCCUGGCUUAAAGCCCUGGCUCUACCCCGAACAGACUACAUUACCCAGCAUCCCUCUCUCUGAGCUCAGCAUCCAGCAUGCUGAGAGCCUGGAGAAUAUUGAUGAGAGCUCCCUGGCUGAGACCCAGGAGAGAGAAGACAGCGACUGACACAAAAACACACACAGACACAAUCAUGUAUUCAUGCACACACAAACAGUAAUGCAGUCUUACAUGCAUGCCUGAUCCACAUCCACAAUUACACGUACCGGUAUGUAUAUGUGAUUCUGCAUGUAAAUAUGUGUGUGUAUAUACAUGCACGCACAUACUUGCAUACAUACUGUACAUGCAGUUGAAUGUGCAGGCAUACCAACAGGCCCAUGUAUGUAAGCAUUCAUGCACACAGACUCAUACUUGGUCAACUCCAUCUACUUGCAUACAUAAUGUAUGAACACAUACAUACACGGACAUGAAACAUAGAUGCACUCACAGAUACACACCCACCCACUUAUAAGUGGAAGCGAAACUACGUAUUUUUACAAGUCAGUAAACUGAUAUUCAUCCUAUGCAGAUUGUCAUAGCAAAAUAUAUUUUCAGUAAGAUUUACUGUUAAAGUCUUUACCAACUAAUCUGACAUAUCAAAAUAUGAACAACAAAUUUCAGAACUACACUAUCCUCUUUUACCUGCAAGUUAUUUCUAUCUAAUCUAAUGGGAAGGCCCCCUUAGUGCAACCCCCAAUGCUUGUGUAUACAGUGAGUACAUAAACACCUUCAUUUAAACUACAUGUAAGCACUUAGACAUGUAUACACACUCAGUUUGUGUCUCUCUUCCCAUUGUUGUCUCCCUGUCAAUCAUUCUGACUCCAUCACAUUUUGUAAGCACAUGAUAAAUGCGCAGGUGUGCAGAAGGCAGCUGGAACCCCCAACCCAACCUGCAACCCUCUCACACACACAAA
This is a messenger RNA of Morone saxatilis (striped sea-bass), 2351 nucleotides long. It is a transcript of the gene stard10, whose product is annotated as StAR-related lipid transfer (START) domain containing 10. NCBI's taxonomy places the organism in Eukaryota, Metazoa, Chordata, Actinopteri, Moronidae. Gene Ontology annotation, molecular function: lipid binding. Bases 778 to 1566 code for a protein of 262 amino acids. The transcript is spliced from 6 exons. The record is from RefSeq and is a predicted model, not a curated record.